AAUCGAUAUUGGAACAUAAAGAAAGGACCAAUCACAAGUGUCUAAUUUACAUGCAGUUACAUGAUUGGUUGGCAAUAUUAAGUUUUUCGGCAUUUUUAUUUAGGUUAGGUUUGUCUAACACGUGUGUUUAUUAAAAAUAUUUUUAUCGUAAACUAUAUAUUGGAGGAAAUAAACAUAAAAUAAAUUUGACAUUAUGUCUAAGCGUCCAGAACUUAUGGCACCACCUGAGGUGUAUUAUAAUGAAACAGAAGCAAAGAAGUAUACACAAAGCUCCCGUAUGAUAGAUAUCCAAGUACAAAUGUGUGAACGUGCUAUAGAACUUCUUGUUUUACCUGAAGAUCAAUGCUGUUUACUUUUGGAUAUUGGUUGCGGAUCAGGUCUUAGUGGUAGCGUAUUGGAAGAUCAGGGACACUUAUGGAUUGGUGUUGAUAUCUCUUCAUCUAUGCUUGAGGUAGCUAAAGAUAGAGAAACGAAUGGCGAUUUGAUCCUAGGAGAUAUGGGUCAAGGAUUGCCAUUUAAGGCUGGUGCAUUUGACGGUGCUGUCAGUAUUUCUGCAUUGCAGUGGUUAUGCUAUGCAAAUAAGGCUUCGCACAAUCCUACAAAGCGUUUGUAUCGUUUCUUUUCGACGUUAUAUGCAUGUCUGUCAAGAAGCGCCAGAGCAGUAUUACAGUUCUAUCCAGAGAACAGUGAACAAGUUGAAUUAAUUACUGCACAAGCUACAAAAGCUGGCUUUUUUGGUGGUGUGGUUGUCGAUUACCCAAAUAGUACAAAAGCGAAGAAAAUGUUCUUAGUUUUAAUGACUGGAGGAGGUUCCACUCCAAAAGCACUAGGUACAGAGACUGAAGAUAGACAAACCGUCGCUAACUCGAAAAGGGAAUAUAUUAAAAAUGCCAGAGGUAAACCAUUGAAGAAAAGUAGAGACUGGAUAAUAGAAAAAAAAGAAAGGAGGCGACGACAAGGAAACGAAGUGAGAGUUAAUACUAAAUAUACUGGACGAAAAAGAUCUGGACGAUUUUAAGGUAUACUAAAAUAUAAAGUAUUUUUAAAAUAAUUUCUCUUCGUAGUUAAUUAUAAAUAAUAAAGUUUAUAAAAACUAACUGAUAUUUGUUUCUGAAUCAAUCCAAGUUGGUAAUAAGGAAAGUCAAAAUAAACGAGCGUGCUUUAAUUUAAUUUUAUUAUAUUAUUAUUUAAGUAAACAACAUAAAUUGUGAGAUACUUUUUUGCAUUCCAAGGGGUAAAACUUUUUUGAAUUCUGUAUCAUCUAACCAUUGAUAUUUUACAUUACUAACAACAUUUCCAUCUAUAUAUUUUGCUAAAAAAUAAAAUAUUUUAGCACCAUAAAUUCCUUGCUCAUUAAAUUUCUUGGGAUAUUUGUAUUUAUAAAAUCCAAUAGGUGCAUUGCCAUAAAACUUGGCUUUUAUUUCUGUACCACAUAUAUCUUGUAAUACUCUUUCUGCAGUCUGCAAAAAAAUAAGUUAUCAAAUGAUAUCAAACUUUUUUAUCUUUGGCAAUUUUAUUGUAUGUAUGUAUGUAUCUAUGAAUGUAUCUAUUUGUGUGUGUGUGUGUAUACAAUUAAUUACAGAGAAAAAUUAUAAACAUACUUGUCUCAUGGUCUCUCCUUCCUUUCGAAUACCUUGAGGAGGUAUCCAAUAAUAUGUAUUACCCACUUUUUGUUGUAUUAAUAAAAGUAGAUUUUUGUCCAA
Nylanderia fulva is the source of this 1703-nucleotide messenger RNA. NCBI's taxonomy places the organism in Eukaryota, Metazoa, Arthropoda, Insecta, Hymenoptera, Formicidae. The record is from RefSeq and is a predicted model, not a curated record.